Messenger RNA from Lates calcarifer (barramundi perch), 5950 nucleotides. Its product is annotated as adenylate cyclase type 6. Lineage: Eukaryota; Metazoa; Chordata; Actinopteri; Centropomidae. The coding region runs from base 463 to 4011 and encodes 1182 amino acids. Gene Ontology annotation, biological process: adenylate cyclase-activating G protein-coupled receptor signaling pathway; cAMP biosynthetic process; intracellular signal transduction. Gene Ontology annotation, molecular function: adenylate cyclase activity. The record is from RefSeq and is a predicted model, not a curated record. Gene Ontology annotation, cellular component: plasma membrane. The transcript is spliced from 23 exons.
GGUCGAGGCAGUGGGAAUGUACUGUAUCUCUGUCUGGGAAGAGCGAAGGUUGUCCGGCCAAUUCCGCAGUUUUUUUUUCUCUCUCUCUCUCUCCCCCCCGCCCCCCUCUCUCCUUCGCUUCCCUCUGAACCAGUAACCGCUUCCAGAGACGGACAGACCCGCAUCCGAAGCGUGUGACGGCGGCUGCGUGGAAAAAGACUGAAGACGGGGGCUAAACUGGAGCUCCACUGCAGUGUUACAGUUACUCCUGUAACGAGAAUAUCCAAUGGAAAACAGGUGUUCUUUACGGCCACGCGGUGUUGUACAGGGCUGACUGUUUCCACAAACGAAGGGGGCGCCUCAAAUGCAGACACACCUCUGAUGCCUCUGGCCAGUCUGAGCUCAUGGUGUGUGCUCGCUGGGAUAAACUAGUGGCCUGGCCAAAGAGCGCAGUGUUGCUACACACAGUAAAGCCCACACAGGAUGUCGUGGGCCAGAGGCCUCUUUGUAGGCAGAGUGGACGAACGAAAGACAGCAUGGGGAGAGCGCAAUGGCAAAAAGCGAAAGGACAGCUCAUCACUGUGCAACCCGCGCUACAUGAGCUGCCUGAGGGACCCUGAGGACCUGGAGCCCCACAAUGCGGCCCCUCAGCAUUACCACUGCGGAGCGGGCACCAGCGGGGGCAACUUUGGUUUGCGCUGCGGCUGGCAGGAGGACCACUACGGGAAAAGGAUGGGUGGCGGUGGGGAUCUGGGUCUCAAGGCUGUGGACCUGGGCUUUGAAGACGGGGAGCUGAAGGGCAGGAAGGAGGAGGAAUUAGGGGAAUUAGCGGAAGGCAGCUGCAAGACGAUGACCGCUGCAGACUGCUGGAUGAGGGUCGUGUGGGUUUUCCAAUCCAAGAAAUUUCAGUCCGCCAAGCUGGAGCGCCUGUACCAGCGCUACUUCUUCAGGCUCAACCAGAGCUCUCUGACCAUGCUGAUGGGGGUCCUGGUGGUGGUGUGUGGGGUCAUGCUCACCUUCCACUGCAUCUACACGGCCCCUGACAAGGCCUAUAUCUCAGUACUCUCUGUGGCCAUGGCUCUCUUCUUGGCCAUGAUGGUGGUGUGCAACCGCAACGGCUUUCAUCAGGACUACAUGUGGAUUGUGAGUUACCUGGUGAUCGGGGUGCUGAUUGUAGUGCAAGUCUUUGGGGUGCUGAUGGUGAACCCCCGCAGUGCCUCGGAGGGCAUCUGGUGGACGGUCUUCUUCAUCUACAUCAUCUACACGCUGCUGCCGGUCAGAAUGAGAGCUGCUGUUCUCAGUGGAGCUGUGCUGUCUACCAUACAUGUAGUCACCGCCUGGCAGCUCAACCUAGAGGACAAGUUCAUUUUCAAACAGGUCAGUGCCAACGUGCUGAUCUUCCUGUGCACUAACAUGAUCGGGAUCUGUACCCACUACCCUGCUGAGGUCUCCCAGAGACAAGCCUUCCAGGAGACGAGAGGAUACAUCCAGGCCAGACUGCACCUGCAGAGGGAAAACCAGCAGCAGGAGCGCCUACUGCUGUCAGUGCUGCCAAGGCACGUUGCCAUGGAGAUGAAGGCUGAUAUCAAUGCCAAGAAGGAAGAUAUGAUGUUCCACAAGAUCUACAUCCAAAAACAUGACAAUGUCAGCAUACUGUUCGCAGACAUUGAGGGCUUCACCAGCCUGGCGUCUCAGUGCACGGCCCAGGAGCUGGUCAUGACGCUGAACGAGCUGUUCGCCCGCUUUGACAAGCUGGCCUCGGAGAACCACUGCCUGCGUAUCAAAAUCCUAGGGGACUGUUACUACUGUGUGUCAGGGCUGCCUGAGCCACGGGCUGACCACGCCCACUGCUGUGUGGAGAUGGGAGUAGACAUGAUUGAAGCCAUCUCGCUGGUGAGAGAGGUGACGGGCGUUAACGUGAACAUGCGGGUGGGCAUCCACAGCGGUCGUGUUCACUGCGGGGUCCUGGGCCUGCGCAAGUGGCAGUUUGAUGUCUGGUCCAAUGAUGUGACGCUCGCUAACCAAAUGGAAGCCGGAGGGAAGGCUGGGCGUAUCCACAUUACCAAAGCCACACUUCAGUAUCUGAAUGGGGACUACGAGGUGGAGCCGGGAUUUGGAGGAGAGCGGAACGCUUACCUGAAGGAGAACAACAUUGAAACCUUCUUGGUGCUGGGCUGCAGCCAAAAGAGGAAAGAGGAGAAAGCCAUGAUGGCCAAGAUGCAGCGAGCACGUGCAAAUUCUGCCGAGGGACUGAUGCCACGCUGGGUGCCGGACAGAUCCUUCUCCAGGCCCAAGGAGUCCAAAGUCUUCAGGCAGAUGGGCAUCGAUGAAGCAUCCAGCAAAGACAACCGCUGCGCUCAGGAGGCCCUGAACCCCGAGGAUGAGGUGGACGAGUUUCUUGGACGGGCCAUUGAUGCGCGCAGCAUCGACCAGCUGCGGAAAGAUCACGUCAAGAAGUUUCUGCUCACUUUUCAGACCGCCAACCUUGAGAAAAAGUACUCCAAAAAGGUCGAUGAUCGUUUUGGGGGAUAUGUGGCCUGCACACUCCUUGUUUUCUGUUGCAUCUGUUUCAUCCAGAUUAUCAUUUUCCCAAAAACGACACUUAUGCUUGGUCUUUACAUCAGCAUCUUCAUCAUCCUCGCCAACAUCCUUUUCAUCUGUGCCAUCUACUCCUGCAUUAAACUCUUCCCAGUUGCCUUGCAGACUGUAACCAAGAAAAUAGUCCAAUCUCGUGCAAACAGCACACUGGUGGGCGUCUUCACCAUCCUCCUCCUCUUCAUCUCUUCUUUUGCUAAUAUGUUUACCUGCAGCAGAGAGAAUCUGUGGCACUGUGUGGUUAAAGAGCAGAACAUAUCAGUGAACGAGCUGAACACAUCAGUGAAUCUCUGCCUGCUGCACAACCUGACCAAGAUGGUAGAAGAUGGUCUGACUCUGUGUUCCAGCCAGGUCAUGCCCUGCCAUUUCCCAGAGUAUUUCAGCUACAGUGUACUGCUGACCCUGCUGGCCUGCUCUGUGUUCCUCCACAUCAGCAGCAUAGGGAAGCUGGCUCUGAUGUUGCUCAUCCAGCUCACUUUCCUCCUGCUGGUGGAGUGGCCUCAGGUGGCCCUGUUUGACAACGCAGACCUGCUGGUCAUUGCCAACACCCUGCCUAGUUUCAAUGAAACUGCAGAACAGUGCCCUGACAGUGUGGCUAAGGUAUCCCUAAAGGUCAUGACCCCUGUAAUCCUGACAGUUUUUGUUCUGGCUCUCUACUUGCACGGCCAGCAGGUGGAGUCCACUGCUCGCCUUGACUUCCUCUGGAAGCUGCAGGCCACAGAGGAGAAGGAGGAGAUGGAGGAACUGCAGGCGUACAACCGGCGCCUGCUCCACAACAUCCUGCCCAAGGACGUAGCCGCUCACUUUCUCGCGCGGGAGCGUCGAAAUGACGAGUUGUACUACCAGUCAUGUGAGUGCGUCGCUGUCAUGUUUGCCUCCAUCAGCAACUUUUCUGAGUUUUAUGUGGAGCUGGAGGCUAACAACGAGGGAGUGGAGUGUCUCAGGCUGCUCAACGAGAUCAUCGCCGAUUUUGAUGAGAUUAUCAGUGAGGAGAGGUUCCGUCAGCUGGAGAAAAUCAAAACCAUCGGCUCCACCUACAUGGCAGCCUCCGGCCUCAAUGAUUCCACCUACGAUAAAGAGGGACGCUCACACAUCCUAGCUUUGGCUGACUACGCCAUGAGGCUUAGGGAGCAGAUGAAAUACAUCAACGAGCACUCCUUCAACAACUUCCAGAUGAAGAUAGGGCUGAACAUGGGGCCUGUGGUAGCAGGGGUGAUUGGAGCCAGGAAACCCCAGUAUGAUAUAUGGGGGAACACAGUCAAUGUGGCGAGCCGGAUGGACAGCACAGGAGUACCAGACUACAUCCAGGUGACCACAGAUUUGUACCACGUGUUGGUCAACAAUGGAUACCAGCUGGACUGUAGAGGCGUUGUCAAGGUGAAGGGGAAGGGGGAGAUGACCACUUACUUCCUUACCAGUGGUCCCCCGGGCAGUUAACGACAGACCAGGGCCAACCUGUAGAGGGACUCCCGCUGCACAGACAAGACAAGAGACUAGCAGAGAGACUGAGUGGUCAGCUCGGCGAUGAGCACCGAAAAGCGCGGUGCCAACACACCGGGGACAGGAGACAGUCGACAGAGACGAGCUCGGCCUGUCUGUUAUGUCGUCACGUAAUCAGACGUGCACACGUAGGACGCUGUUCAUGUUUUGAAGGCUUUUUUUUCCCAAGCUGCUCGAGAGAUCACGAAGCCCAGUUGCCUUAGGACGGAAGUGGCUAUGCUUGUGUUUAUGAGCAAUAGUACAAGUAUUUCAUCUGGAGUCAUUAUUUAUUUUUGUGCAGAUGGAUUUUUGUGAUGACCUUGUACAAAAAAUAUAUAUACAUAUAAAAAAAAACUAUGUUACUUAAAAGAAAAUAUGCAAGGACAAGAUGAAGGAUGACAAUGACCAAAGAACAAAUGUUUGAUAUGAAACACACACUAAUGAUUCUGUUCAAAUGUGCAGAAACCUUAAGUAAUUUAUUCAUCUUUUGACAGCAAAGGCCACGGUAACAUCACUGUCGUUGAUAGGGACGAACACUUUUUCUUUCUUUUUUUUUUUGCUGUGGAUUCAUUCGUGAAGGAUAACACACAAACACACACACACACACACCUGCACACACACGCACACUCAUACGCAGAUAGAAAACACUCACAACAAACUUUGUUUGCUUGGACUUCUGUAUUUCUUAUCAGGGCCUUCUUUGUUUCUUCCAGCCUGUGAUCAGCCACAGUCUGGACACGAGGCUGUUUGUGGUUCACUGAAAUGUGCGAUUGAUUACUUGCUCUCUGCAAUGUAUUUUUGGUUCAAGCCAAAAACAAGAAGUACGAAAACUAAGGAAGAACAGUUGCGUUAGUAUCACGGUACUGAAGAGAGAUUGUUGAACUGUUAUGAAACAUUUUAUAUGAGUGUGUGUGAGUGCAGUUUGUAUGUGUGUAUGGGUAUGUGUGUGCGCGCGCGUGUGUAGGGUGUGAGCACACAUAACUGAAUGCUGAUCUUUAUCUAUAAAGGGGCAUACUGUAACUUUUCACUGUGAGGUUUUUAUGAUACUGUAUGACAAUGCUUUCUUGCCAAACUGGUUGCUGCAAGGCAUGUUUUAUAUUAUUUCAGAGUUGUGUGUCCAUUCCUGAUUUCUCGUGUCAAAAUGAUCAUUUGAAGAGAAUUAUGUCUACUGCGCCUUUUACUGGACUGUGAUUUUGACUGAUUUCAUUCCAACCGGAAUAAGCAAAAGCUUAGAAACGUAUAUAUUUUGGAUUGUGUUUGAACGUUUGAACGUAAACUGGUUUCCUGACCGUUUCAGGAUCAGCUGUAUGCAGGAAUUCUCCAUCUGCUCACAAGUAUUGCCUUGAGAUUAUGCAGUUCCAAGGUCCGCCUAGUUCAUGGACCAAUAUUCACAACUUUACUCUACAGUAUUUGACACUAGCUGGUUGUAUUUGGCACAUGGAGGCUUGUAACCCCCAAAAAUUAGUUGUUUGAAACAAUAAUCAUAUGAAUGUAAUGUAAUAUAAAUAUUUUUGCCCACAGUGAAACUACUACUGAGGAAACCACUCUUUACAUUGCCUUUGGUACUGAGGAAGGAGUUGAAUCAUUGUAUUAGAGGCCAAAUUGAUUAAACUUCAUGUUUGCUGUAAAGUGAAGGAGUAUUUUACAUUUAGACAAGCUUUACACUUGUGUUGAUAUGCUCACUUUUCUGUCUGAGCUUAAAAUUGUUGCCUUCACAGGCUACAAAAAAGAUCCUCACUUCUGCUUGUCUCUCUCUCUCUGUCCUUAAAAUGAAAGGUCAACAAGACACUGUUGUAUUUUCCUUCAAAAAGCGUCAGAGGUUAAGAAAUAGUGCAAUGACUCAUUUGAUUCAUUUCCCCUUGGAUAAGAAAUUAAUAAAUGGCUGUUUUUGCAUUGA